Molecule: messenger RNA, 2210 nt
Organism: Drosophila willistoni
Lineage: Eukaryota; Metazoa; Arthropoda; Insecta; Diptera; Drosophilidae
Gene: Adgf-A
Product: adenosine deaminase 2
Exons: 3
Coding region: 146-1801 (551 amino acids)
Biological process (GO): adenosine catabolic process; inosine biosynthetic process
Molecular function (GO): adenosine deaminase activity
Source: RefSeq, a predicted model, not a curated record
AUAAGUGACCAACACAAAAAAAAAAAAAAAAACCGAAUUGAAGUGGAAGUGGAAGCGUCGACAACUUUAGUUGUGCCACGGACAUUGACACGAUCAGUCGAAAAACAAGAAAAUAAAUAAAAGAGAGACAGAAAAAAGUGUCGAAAUGUUACUGUCCACCUCCUCUUUUAGUAAUCUAAUCGUUCUACUGAGCGUGUUGGGUCUUUUUUGCGGCUGGACGGAAUCUCGCAUGCAUCCCAAAGAUGUACACGAUCGAAAGCUAUUGACACUAUAUGGUCAUUCAAAAAAUGUGGAGCCACUACUUGGUCGUAGUCGUCCCACACCCGAAACGUAUCAGACUCUGCGCAGUGCCUUCUUUCGCUAUGAGGAGUCACGUUCGUUAGGUCACGAUCUGGAGCUAACUGAGCAAGAGAUAAAGGCAAAUGAGACCAUUAUGAAGGCCAAACUGUCCGAGUAUUCCGAGGGUCUGAUAACUCCCCAUCUUUUCAAGCCUUCGCAACAUAUUUUCGAUGUUUUGGAUGCCAUUAAGAAUACCGAACUCUUUCAGCUGCUUAAGCAGAUGCCCAAAGGCGCUGUCUUGCAUGCUCAUGACACGGCCUUAUGCAGCACGGAGUGUAUCAUCAAAUUGACCUACAAAGACGAUUUAUGGAUUUGCCGUCAAUCGAAUGAAUUGACGGCAAGUGCCUUGCGUUUUGCCAAAGAAAAACCUGCGGCACUUGAUGAAUCCGGUUGCGAUUGGACUCGAUUGUCUGCUGUGCGCGAGGAGUUCGGUAGCACUGAGGUCGAUGAGUAUCUGAAAGAGCGUCUCACCAUCUAUCCCAACAAAAAGUUUGAAGACAACAAUGCGGCCUGGGCAUAUUUUAUGAAUAUCUUUGCCCUACUCGAUGGUCUGGUUAUGUAUGCCCCCGUCUGGGCGGAAUACUAUUACAAUUCAUUGGAGGAAUUUUUGGAAGAUGGUGUACAGUAUUUGGAAUUCCGUACGGUUCUGCCAACGUUGUAUGAUCUGGAGGGUACACAGUUUACACAAUUGGAUACUGUACGCAUCUAUGUCGAAACCCUGGAGAAAUUCAAGGCUGACCAUCCCGAUUUCAUAGGCUCACGCAUGAUAUAUGCUCCACUACGUAAUACCGAUGCAGCUGGUGUUUCUAGCUAUGUCGAAACUCUCAAGGAAAUCAGAGAGAAAUAUCCCGAUUUUGUGGCCGGGUUCGAUUUGGUGGGGCAAGAGGAAUUGGGACGCCCUCUAAGAGAUUUCAUUGAUCAAUUACUGGAGAUACCCGAUGAUAUUGACUUCUAUUUCCAUGCCGGCGAAACAAAUUGGUUCGGCUCUUCGGUCGAUGAAAAUCUAAUUGAUGCCAUUCUCUUGGGCACUAAACGUAUUGGACAUGGCUUUGGGCUCACCAAGCAUCCCGUUGUUCUGGAUAUGGUUAAGAAACUAAAUGUGGGCAUUGAGGUCAAUCCGGUUUCGAAUCAAGUGCUACAAUUGAUAUCCGAUUUUCGUAAUCAUCCAUGUGCCCAUUACAUUGCCGAUGGCUAUCCCGUUGUAAUCUCAUCCGAUGAUCCAUCCUUUUGGAAAGCAACUCCGCUGACGCAUGACUACUACAUCACAUUCCUGGGUAUUGCCUCACAGCAUGCCGAUCUGCGUUUACUCAAGAAAUUGGCUCUGAAUUCUAUCCAAUAUAGCUCACUCUCAGCAGAUCAACAAUUUGAUGCCCUGGCCAAAUGGCAAAUCAAAUGGGAUGAUUUUAUUGCCACAGUUAAUAAUACGAAAAAUUCUGCAUCGCCCAGUCAGCACCUCGAUUGACUAGCACGGGUGGUGACAGUCCUGUUGAUUGCCUUCUCCUCCCUGAGUUUUGGCCAGCAGCUCUAGUCUGUACACUACUCCAAUACAAAUUCCAUCUCCGCCAAAAACCAAACACACACAUACACACAAACUCAUUAUCAAACACUUUUAAAAACCUAUCUAAUCCGUAUAUGCCAAAUGUGUUUUUUUUUUGUUUUUCUACCUUUUUGUAAGAUAAUUUCAUAUUUGUUAGUAUUUAGUUAGCCUUAAGCUUCUUUUUUGUCUAUUUGUCUCUGUCUCUCUAAUUCAGGACCAUUACUCUUACAUAUACCUCUUAAAGGACACAACAGCAGCUACUGCAGCAAUUGUAUACUAAAUGGAGCAACUAUCGUAAUAAACGGAAACUUGUGUUAGUCGUAGCCAUACAAAA